AUGUCGCUGUCCUCGGUGAAGAUCGGUGAGGAGGUGUGGCUCACAUGCCUCUCCCACGCCCUCACCACCGAGACCGAGGAGGUCAUGGGCCUCCUCCUGGGCGACAUCGAGCUUUCCAGCAAGGGCGCCACCGCCCUGAUAUGGGGGGCGUCGCCGCAGAUGAGGUGCGAGCGGAAGAAGGACCGCGUCGAGGUUGGAAAAAUCCAAGUGACUGCCUUUCAGUCAGAGGGUGGACAACAGCAUGCGCUUCCUCUUUCCACCAUCGCUCCAGUCAUUGACCUUGAUUCAUCCUUUAGUUCAUCAGAUAAUGCGUUCGCUUCACAUUCUGCAUCGGUUGAGGGCAUGGAACAGGAUACAGGGGAUUCCAGGGCCUCAAAGAAUAACAAGGCCUGGAAAAGAUCUAUGGAUUUCUACUCUCAUCCUGACACAAACCAUUCCACAAAUUAUCGACCCAGAGAAAACACGCUCAUUCCGUACAAUCCUGAUAACACACAAGAAGCGUCUGUUGAUCCAUAUGAUUCAGAUAUGACUCCAAGCCUCCAGGAGGCUUUGCACCGGUCAACUAUGGACAUAAGUGGUGCAGAGUAUAGAGGGAAGGAGGUGCCACUUUUUGUGCUCCCUACAAGGUAUCUCCUCAAGCUGGACACCACGAUGACCUCUUACUGUGAUAUGCAACGAGUCCUCUUUGAAGAGGAGCAAUCAGCAUAUAAUCAAGCUAUGCAACAAAAUAUUUGUGAUGGGAAAAUUCACCCUCAUACAUCCAUUCACCAUACGUCUACAUACAACUCCUCUCUCUGCAAACUAAUGGAGUAUUGUUUGAGUCCAGCUGUUACUACGCUUCAGGAUCGCCUGAAGGAAAAUGAACUUCGGCUAUCUAUGUUACAAGAGGAGGCUAAGCAACUUGAGGCUGAUACCCAAAGCAUGAGAAAUGAUUCUCCUCGUCGCCUCAUGAAUCAUGGAGCUGGUGGCAACAGUUCACCUAUGGCUCAGAGCAGGCAUCCUUUCUCCAACCAAGGGAGCCCUAGAAGCCCGAGAGGUGGCAGCCGGAGGAGGGCUUGUUGA
This is a messenger RNA of Miscanthus lutarioriparius, 1062 nucleotides long. The record is from the annotation of a GenBank genome assembly. NCBI's taxonomy places the organism in Eukaryota, Viridiplantae, Streptophyta, Magnoliopsida, Poales, Poaceae.